AUAUAACAAAAUUUGAGUUCAAACAAUUUCAAUAGCAUGUGUAAUUAAGUAUUUAAACCCUAGAAAAGAAUAUUUAGCUUAAAUUUGAAAAACUGAUUUCCUGAUAAAACUUUUACAUGUAUAGCUAUAUAAUACAUAUCUAUGUAAUAAAAAUGAAAUGCUCUGUUGGGAAUGGUUAAGAGUGCUAGACAUAUUUAGCACAUUUUUUUAAAAAACUUUAUAGAGGUCUGAAUCCAUAGAAUCUAUUAAUAUAUAGACUGCGUGUCUCCCAUACCAUACCUCAGGGCAUAGGUUGCCAAGUGCCAACAUUGUAAGAAAGAGUUAGUCUAUGCCCGUGUAAUAGAACGGAGCUUAACUAUAAGGUGUAUGCUACCAAUUUCUAAAAUUUUGUUAUCUUUGUUGUUGAACCUUUGUUUAGCAUUUGUGCUUUCUCACUCUGGCUAUUAAUGGAUAUAAAUGGAACCCGAGUUGUAUGCUUUUUUGUUCUAACAAUGUUGGCCCCUAGUCCUCUUUCUAUUAUUAGUCCAUUUCUCCAUAAGUCUAUGCCUGAAUCAGGUAUUACUGAAUGAAAAAUUGGAAAAGUUAUCCAGGAUGGACACACAUUAUAUUUUUUGGGGAUGCACGAGUCUACUGUGUAUCCUUAAAAAAAUAAAAACCUUUUUCUAGUAUAAAUUGAUUAUUUUGAAGUAAAAAUAGGUAGGUACUUUGCUAAUAUGUUCUCAACGUCAACUAUAACAUAAUAUUACAAAAUAUUCUUUAUAAAAUAGCUUAUUUAAUGUUGCGUAGGACUGGUAACAGAUAUGUGAAUCCAUGAACCAAAGUCCGGUUUAUUUAUUAUCGGUUUAGUUUAUCGCUUGUUGGCGACUUUAUUAAGUUGGGGCACCUAAUACUAUUAUCUUUUUCCUGACCCCAGGUUUUUGCAUGUCGAUUUCGAAAAAGCAAUAAUUACAGCGGCUAGUAAUAUUUUUGGUUCGGAAUUAGAAAUUAGAGGGUGUUUUUAUCAUCUAUGCCAGAGUACCUUUUCUCAAAAUCCAGGAUUUAUGUUUACGAAACAUGUAUAUGAAUGAUGACAAAUUUAGUCAUUUUUGUUCGAUGAUUGAUAAUUUGGCAUUCCUACCCCUUGAACGGGUGCACGAAGGAAUGGAUUUUUUAAAAUAAACAAGCAUUUCUGAAGCGCAUGGAUUGUUGAGUUACUUUGACACCAUGUUAAUGGUUCAUAUAGGAGAGUUGGUGCUGGUAUGAACAUAAAAUUAAGAAAAACUAAUCCCUUAUUCCUACCAAAAACGUGGAAUGUCUUUAAAGCCACAUUAAAUAGUGAACACAGAACUAAUAAUAUAUGUGAAGCAUGGAACAAUCGCUUCACACACUUGGUAGGUCAUAGUCAUCCAACAAUAUGGGUGCUAAUUAAAAAAAUCAAGUUAGAGAUUGGAGCCGAUAGGGCAAAAAUAGCAUUAAGCAGUACAGGACAAACCAUGAAAAAAUCAAAAAACAUCAGGCUUGAAACAUUAUGCAAGCGAAUUCAUAACUCCGAGCUAAGUGUUGAAGAGUUUUUAACUCAAGUGGGACAUAGUAUUAGGACAUUGCCAAGGUUAUAGGCUAAGGAUAUAGAUUUUUCAUUCUGAAUUCAAAUGUAAUAAUUGUAUUAUAAAUUAUUGCUAUUAUUUUAAAUAACAUUAAUGUUUUCU
Messenger RNA from Myzus persicae (green peach aphid), 1685 nucleotides. RefSeq lists its product as uncharacterized. The record is from RefSeq and is a predicted model, not a curated record. Bases 1239 to 1595 code for a protein of 118 amino acids. The transcript has a single exon. Lineage: Eukaryota; Metazoa; Arthropoda; Insecta; Hemiptera; Aphididae.